AUGAGAGUUGAUCCUAGUGAUUUAAUUAAUCAAGGAUUAUACGAGGAGUCUGAGUUUGAUUCGAUAAUACAAACUCUCACGGAGCGAGAAGAAAGAGAAGAAGCAAGAGAAUGGUCUGCUAAGAGAGAUGAGAUUGCACAAACUAUGUGGACUGAUUAUAUGGCUAGAAAUAUUAGAAUGGGUAAGGGCAACAAAGAAGGGACCUCCAAGCAAUUCAGGUGGACAAAACCGAUGGAACAUGUUUUCCUUGAAAUUCUAGCAGAGGAGGCUCGAAAAGGAAAUAAGCCUUCUAAUACUUUCAAAUCAGUUUCUAUUAAUCGAGUUGCCGACGCCAUUUCUGAAAGAUUCCAAGUCCAAUGCGAUACGAAGCACGUGGAAAAUCAUUUGAGGACAAGAAAACCAAAGGCGAUUAUAUGCAAAAUUCGAGGUGAAAGUGGUUUUGGAUGGGAUGAUAACAUGAAAAUGAUCACAUGUGAUAGAGCGACAUACGAUGCAACAGUGAUGGCACACAAGAAGUAUGAACCAUUUUUGAAUAAAAGCAUUGAUCAUUAUGAUGAAAUGGCUGUGGUUGUUGGCAAAGAUAUGGCAACAGGGAGUUUUGCCAGAACAUUUGCUGACAUAGAUUUGGAUGAUGGUAAUGAAGAUUCAAUGCCUGUAGACUGCGACAAUGAAGAGGCUGAAGAGGUAAGAACAAAUGUAUCUUCAUCUGGCACAUCCAAACGUAAAAGAAAAAGUGGUCAAGAAAGUCUCGUUAAUGAACAAAUUAAAUUUGUGGGUGAGCAACUUGGCGAAAUUGCUAAUGCUUUGAAACAAUUUACUGCCGACAAGACAGCACAGCUUUACGAACAAGUGAUGUCGAUGCAGGAAGAAGGAUUUGAUGAUGAAUUCUUGUGUUCUGUGUGUGAUUAUCUAGGGAGUCAUGAAUCAGAGGCCAAAAUGUUUUUAGUUAAAAGUAAGAAGCAUAGAAAAAUUUGGCUUCAAAAAUUUUCUCAGGGUUGAAGAUAUUGAUACUUUUAUGUGGUGUAAUAUUAUGCACUUGGACAAUGUUGUUACUAUGUGGUGUACUACUAAUUAUGUAUUUGGAUAAUAUU
Gossypium raimondii (Peruvian cotton) is the source of this 1091-nucleotide messenger RNA. RefSeq lists its product as uncharacterized. Bases 1 to 999 code for a protein of 332 amino acids. NCBI's taxonomy places the organism in Eukaryota, Viridiplantae, Streptophyta, Magnoliopsida, Malvales, Malvaceae. The record is from RefSeq and is a predicted model, not a curated record. The transcript is spliced from 3 exons.